Molecule: messenger RNA, 2069 nt
Organism: Neoarius graeffei (lesser salmon catfish)
Lineage: Eukaryota; Metazoa; Chordata; Actinopteri; Siluriformes; Ariidae
Gene: olfm2a
Product: olfactomedin 2a
Exons: 6
Coding region: 291-1742 (483 amino acids)
Biological process (GO): signal transduction
Source: RefSeq, a predicted model, not a curated record
GGGUGGAGGAGAGAGAGAGAGAGAGACUCUGGUAUUCGCUUUUAGACAUCAGGAGCCGGGUGGACUGACUGAGUGUGAUGCCCCUGGAUCCCGCUCUGGCUUUCGCUGUUGCAUUUGUGCAUCCAGCCUGUUGUUAAGAGACGACCGCAAGUGUGUGAGUGUAUCGUGUACAACGCUCGAGUCGUUCACGUGAGUGUGUGUGUGAGAGAGAGAGUGAGUGUGUGGGCCCCCUGGCGAGGGGCUCAGCAGGUUGGGCUGGGGGGUGGUAAGGCCGGGUGGCUGUGAGCACCAUGAGCGUGCCACUGCUGAAGAUCGGAGCGGUGCUCAGCACCAUGGCCAUGGUCACCAACUGGAUGUCUCAGACGCUGCCCUCACUCGUGGGACUCAACGGCACCACUGUGUCCCGCGCUGGAACCUCGGAGAGGAUCGUCAGCGCCUUGUACCCGAGCCCAGAGGAAGGCUGGCAGAUCUACAGCUCAGCGCAGGAUGCAGAUGGGAAGUGUAUCUGCACGGUAGUGGCUCCGGCCCAGAACAUGUGCAAUCGAGACCCACGCAGCCGCCAACUCCGCCAGCUCAUGGAGAAGGUCCAGAACAUUACCCAGUCUAUGGAGGUGCUGGAUUUAAGGACAUACCGGGAUUUACAGUAUGUCCGAGACACAGAGAACCUAAUGAAAACGGUGGACGGCAAAUUGAAGACAGCUUCGGAGAACCCACGCAGCCUCAACCCCAAGAACUUUCAGGACCUAAAGGACAAGGUGACUCAACUGCUCCCCCUGUUGCCGGUGCUGGAGCAGUAUAAAACGGAUGCGCAGAUGAUCCUGAGGCUCAGAGACGAGGUGAGGAACCUGUCACUGGUACUCAUGGCCAUCCAGGAGGAAAUGGGAGCCUAUGACUACGAGGAGCUCCGGCAGAGAGUCCUGUUACUGGAGACACGCCUGCACUCCUGCAUGCAGAAACUGGGUUGUGGGAAGCUGACAGGCGUCAGUAACCCCAUCACCAUCCGCGCCUCAGGCUCUAGGUUUGGUUGCUGGAUGACGGACACCAUGAUUCCCAGCUCUGAUAAUCGGGUGUGGUCAAUGGAUGGCUACUUCAAAGGGAGGCGUGUGCUUGAAUACCGCACCCUGAGCGACUUCAUGAAGGGUCAGAACUUCGUUCAGCACCUCCUGCCACACCCCUGGGCCGGAACGGGUCAUGUGGUCUACAACGGUUCCCUCUACUACAACAAGUACCAGAGCAACAUCCUGAUCAAGUACCACUUUCGUUCACGCAGCAUCCUGGUGCAGCGGAGUCUGAGCGGUGCCGGCUAUAACAACACCUUCCCUUACUCAUGGGGCGGCUCGUCCGAUAUCGACCUGAUGGCUGACGAGAGCGGACUGUGGGUCGUGUACACAACCAUUGCUAAUGCAGGCAACAUCGUGAUCAGCCGCCUGCAGCCUGAGAGCCUGGAAAUCCUGCAGACAUGGGACACGGGCUUCCCCAAGCGCAGUGCUGGCGAGUCCUUCAUGAUCUGCGGUACGCUUUAUGUCACCAACUCGCAUCUCGCCGGGGCCAAGAUCUACUUCGCCUACUACACCAACACGUCCACCUAUGAGUACACGGACAUCCCAUUCCACAACCAGUACUCACACAUCUCCAUGAUGGACUACAACCCACGUGAGCGUGUUCUCUACACCUGGAACAACGGCCAUCAGGUGCUCUACAACGUCACACUGUUCCAGGUCAUCAAGACCUCUGGGGACUGACGCUGUCACUUAUACGUUCACACAAAACACACAUGUGCAUUACAUAUUUACCAUACAAGUGCGUGUAUAUACAGUACAUAUAAACCCACAAACUGACAAGAAGGACAUGACCAUGACUGGAGCUUAGGCUUUUCUUUUCUUUUUUUACAUUUCAGUCUUCAUAGAGUGCUAUUAGUCACAUAAUGUACUGAGAAAAGCCCACGGGCAGCAAGGUCAAUGCCGAUAUACGAACUGAGCUUCUUUUUCUUUUUUUUUUUCCUGUGACAAGUGAGCAUGAUACGUUUUUUGAUUUGUGGCCAAAAAAAGAAUAAACGUCUACCUUUAAUA